AUGAUGACGAUGGUUUUAUUUACAGAGUGAUCUCUUCUGCCAGUCUUAAGACAAUUAUUCAUAUAAUUAAACUAAAAUAAAACUCAAAUCUGACCUGGAUCAUGGUUCUCAUCCCAGCGCUGGCAUCGCGUCAGUAUUUCUGUUUAAAAGCUCCACACGGUGUCUGUGGUUUUACUCUAACACCUGUUUCGAGACUGAAACACUGGGAGAGACUAAAAGUGUCUCGGGGGCAUCAGUUUAAACAGGGACUCCCAGACUUCCUACACCUCAGACACUUCCUCCAGCUCCUCCUGGGGAGACCCCGAGGUGUUCCCAGGCCAGUACAGAGACACAGUCCCUCCAGCGUGUCCUGGGUCUUCCCUGGGGCCUCCUCCCGGUAGAACAUGAACACCUCCUGAGGGAGACGCCCAGGAGACAUCAGAACAGACGUCCUCCCCUCAGAUGCUCCUCUCCAGGUGGAGGAGCAGCAGCUCUACUCCGAGCUCCUCCCAUGUGACCAAGCUCCUCACUCUAUCUCUAAUGGAGCGUCCGGCCGCCCUGCGGAGGAAACUCAUUCGUGUCGCUUGUAUCGUGGAUCUGGUCCUUCGGGUCAUGAUCCAGAGCUCAUGACCAUAGGUGAGGGGUGGAAUGGAGACUGAUGCUAAAUCGAGACUCAGCUCCUCUUCACCACACGGUCUGAUACAGCAACCGCAUCACUGCCGACGCUGCACCUGUCCACCUGUCAAUCUCACGCGCUGAGGCCGCUAAAAGUGUCGGCUCUGUAUGUGUGUAAACAAACAGCUCCGUGUGCUGACGUCACCGGGCCAUGGCUCUGUUCAGUUAUGCAGGUGUGAGUAUGGAACAUAGAACUCUACUCAAUGGCCCUUGUGCACGGCACGGAUCUAAAGUCCACGUGUGAGUUGCCCUUAAACUUCAGGAAGGAGUUUAGCUUUGGUCAGACUCGGGCUUAUUUCUGUCAUGGAAUAAGUUGAAGUUUAAACUGGAGUUGGAGUUUGAGCUCAGGAUUUCAGGAUAAACGUGGAUUUGUUAAUCCCCAGGAAAACCUGUGACAUCACAGUGUGGCUAAAUAAAUAAAUACAGAAGUGAGUAAAUUGUGCUUUUUCAUCUGAGAUAAAGAGAUAAAUCUGUGAAUUCCAUUCAGUUCAAGUUUAUUUAUAUAGAACAUUUAAAACAACUUCAGCUGACCAAAGCUUCACAUAAAAGUCAACAAGAACAGAAGAAACAGACACAGUCACAGAAAACACAAUAAAAACAAUACAUGUGAAAACUACAAUAAAACUCCAAGACAACAGCUCGUAUUAAACGUCAGGGAGAAGAGGUGAGUUUCAGUCUUGUCUUAAACUGCGUUACAGACUGAGAGGAUCUGACAGGAAGAGGAAGGCUGGUCCACAGUCCGGGCGCUGCCACAGAAAAGCCUCUGUCACCUCUUGUCUUGAGUCUAGUUUUGAGUUGGACCAACAGGAGCUGGUCUGAUGUCAGGGCUCUGGUCGGAGGACAGGGCUGCAGUGACUCCCUCAAACAGACUGGACCCAUUGAGUGUGAACAUGUGAAGUACAGAGACGUCACGCUGCACCAAACUCUCUUCUGUCCCUGUGGUUUAAGCCUCGGGAUCUAAAAACGACCCAUUCAGGUCACAGGGCUGAGCUCACUGCUGCAUGUCUCCAGAUUUUCCGUUAGUGGUGAGGUAUUUCCGGUGGCUCUGCCUAUUGCAUAUGGGCAGCAGAGCUCUUUUCUCCCGCUGCACACGUCAAUGCACACGAGUGUGUGCAAGGAGCACAGGCUCCCGUGAUCACUUUGACCAAUCAGAGCGAGAGGAGCAGAGCGGAGCUGGAGCGAACGAUUCAAAAGUUGUUUUUGAAACAACUAAAGGAUUCUGAUCUGAGAAAAAUCUAAUAAUCUGAAAAUAGGUAAAAAUCACCACAAAAUCUGAAAUUUUUGAAAGUUGUAGGUACCUGUCAGCCGAACAUGAGCAGUUUGUGAUUACGUUGCCUCUGUGAGAAAAAUCCUCUCUGGGAUUUUUUUGCUGUGGCACCAGUGAGAAUCACUACGUCAACUCCAGACAGAUAAAAGCAGCAACACCUCCAGUUAUUUUAUCACAUCAAUGUUUAAGGCUCAGAACAACGGCCAUUUUGUGCACAGCUUUGUGUCAUGUGACCAACAGACGCCAUUUUGUAACAUGAACUCUGUGUGCAGGGCUCCGGGGAGAAAACAACAGCCCAGGAGGAGGUUCACUCUGUGUCUUGUCUGUUCAGCGCUCAGGCUGGUGGAAGGCGUCAAUCGCUGUGUUGGGAUUCUGGAGGUGAAACACAGAGGAGUGUGGAGACGGGUGGAGGAGUCCGACAGACGCUGGGACCAGGAGCACACAGCUGCUGUGUGCAGAGAAUUGGACUGUGGCUCUGCUGUUUAUGGAGAACAGAGAGGUCAUUUUGCAUUGAGUCAUGCGUGGAUUGUCUCAUCUGACUGUGUGAAGACGUCUCCAGUGAGAAGAUGCGUCUCUGGUUCCUCUAUCUCUCUCCGUGGUGUGGACGUGAUGUGUUCAGGGCUUCGGGGAGAAAACGACAGCCCAGGAGAGCUCAGGUUGGUGGGCGGGGCCAGUCGUUGUUCUGGGACUGUGGAGCUGAAACAUAAAGGAGUGUGGAGACGAGUGUUUGACUCCGAUAUGAGCUGGGACCAGAAGGCCACAGCUGCUGUGUGCAGAGACCUGGACUGUGGCUCUGCUGUUUAUGGAGAACAGACAUAUAAAUUUCCAAGUCGUCCUAUGUGGCAGAUCUCAUCUCACUGUGUGAAGAAGUCUUCAGUGAGAGAAUGUGUCUCUGGUUUAUACUCCUUUUCCUGGGGUCUGGAGGUGCUGUGUUCAGAGUCGGUGCGGUUGGUCUCGGGGUCCAGUCUGUGUUCAGGAUUAGUGCAGAUCUGGGAAGGGUCCUGGACCUGGGUCUGUGAUGGGGACUUGGACCAGCGGGGGGCAGAGGUGCUGUGCAGGGAGCUGGGCUGUGGGGCUCCUUCUCUCCUCCAGGGGGCGCUGUCUCCUCUGGGGCAGACGUUCCACUGUGAGGGCCAUGAGUCUGCUCUGAUGGACUGUCCCCGCUCCAACUCAAGCACCUGCUCCUCUGGAACCACUGUCAACCUCACCUGCUCAGGUAAAGGGGCGGGGCCUCACUGCUCAGAGCCGCUCAGGUUGGUGGGAGGAGCCAGUCGCUGUGCUGGGACUCUGGAGGCGAGACUCAGAGGAGAGUGGAGACGAGUGUUUGAUCGUUCAUUACUCUGGGACCAGGAGGACACAGCUGCUGUGUGCAGAGCCCUGGACUGUGGCUUUGCUGUUCAUGGAGAACAAGUAUUUGGAGAUAUAUUUUUGGAAGCAAAACCUGUGUGGGAGCUCGCACGUUACUGUGUGAAGAAGUCUUCAGUGAGAGGGUGUGUCUAUCUUUCAGAGCCCGCCUCUCACUGGAGUCUGGAGAUGAAAUGUUCAGAGUCGGUGCGGUUGGUCUCGGGGUCCGGUCUGUGUUCAGGAUCAGUGCAGAUCUGGGAUGGGUCCUGGACCGGGGUCUGUGAUGGGGACUUGGACCAGCGGGGGGCAGAAGUGCUGUGCAGGGAGCUGGGCUGUGGGGCUCCUUCUCUCCUCCAGGGGGCGCUCUCUCCUCUGGGGCAGACGUUCCACUGUGAGGGCCAUGAGUCUGCUCUGAUGGACUGUCCCCGCUCCAACUCAAGCACCUGCUCCUCUGGAGCCACUGUCAACCUCACCUGCUCAGAGCCGCUCAGGCUGGUGGGAAGAGUCAGUCGUUGUGCUGGCACUGUGGAACUGAGCCUCAGAGGAGAGUGGAGACGGGUGUAUGGGAUGUAUAGCCACUGGGACCAGGAGGCUACAUCUGUUGUGUGCAGAGCCCUGGACUGUGGUGCUCCUGUUUUCGGAGAACACAGAGGUGGUUUUCCAUGGAGAGUUGUGUGGCUGUUCUCAUCUGAGUGUGCGAAGAAGUCUUCAGUGAAACAAUGUUCUACUGGUUCAUUCUCCACUUCCUGGGGUGUGGAGGUGAAGUGUUCAGAGUCGGUGCGGUUGGUCUCAGGGUCCAGUCUGUGUUCAGGAUCAGUGCAGAUCUGGGAAGGGUCCUGGACCGGGGUCUGUGAUGGGGACUUGGACCAGCGGGGGGCAGAGGUGCUGUGCAGGGAGCUGGGCUGUGGGGCUCCUUCUCUCCUCCAGGGGGCGCUCUCUCCUCUGGGGCAGACGUUCCACUGUGAGGGACAUGAGUCUGCUCUGAUGGACUGUCCCCGCUCCAACUCAAGCACCUGCUCCUCUGGAGCCACUGUCAACCUCACCUGCUCAGAGCCGAUCAGGUUGGUGGGAGGAGCCAGUCGCUGUGUUGGGACUCUGGAGGUGAAACUCGGAGGAGAGUGGAGACGAGUGGCUGAACCUUAUGGACCCUGGGCCGAGGAGGACACAGCUGUUGUGUGCAGAGACCUGAACUGUGGCUCUGCUGUGCGUGGAGAAUGCAGAGAUGAUUUUCCCCAGAGUCCUGUGUGGAGGAUCACACCUUACUGUGUGAGGAAUUCUUCAGUGAGAGGAUGUGUCAUCGAUUCCUCCUCCUCCUCUUUCUGGGGUGUGGGGGUGGUGUGUUCAGAGGCAGCAUUAGGGAGAGGCUCCAGCAGAGAGUGAGACCGGUUCAGAGUUGGUCCAGUUUCAGAAACAUCAUCAUCAUCAUCAUCAUCAUCAUCAUCAUCAUCAUCAUCAUCAUCAUCAUCAUCAUCACCAUCAUCAUCUUUUAUUGUCAUUAACUGUUGGAAGUGAAACAAUCUUGUGUGGAUGUUUGUAAUAAUUUGUUUAUAUUCAGUAAAUUCUAUGAAAAACUAAA
Molecule: messenger RNA, 4841 nt
Organism: Boleophthalmus pectinirostris (great blue-spotted mudskipper)
Lineage: Eukaryota; Metazoa; Chordata; Actinopteri; Gobiiformes; Gobiidae
Product: scavenger receptor cysteine-rich type 1 protein M130-like
Exons: 12
Coding region: 2102-4645 (847 amino acids)
Cellular component (GO): membrane
Source: RefSeq, a predicted model, not a curated record